Messenger RNA from Penicillium olsonii, 2145 nucleotides. The record is from the annotation of a GenBank genome assembly. Lineage: Eukaryota; Fungi; Ascomycota; Eurotiomycetes; Eurotiales; Aspergillaceae.
AUGGCAAUCAAAGAGCCAACAAGCCUUGCCGGGCAGGCACUCGCUGACUCCGCGUUGCUCCAAAAGAUCGACAAGCUCUUUGAGUGUAACGUGGGUGACUAUGUGGACCUCCCUCAGCUCGUCGUUGUUGGAGACCAGUCGAGUGGCAAGAGUUCCGUUCUGGAGGGGUUGACCAAGGUCAACUUCCCUCGUGACAGUGGUCUUUGCACCCGUUUCGCGACGAAAAUUACCUUUCGUCGAGACCUGAGCGUUCCACAAAGGGAGAUCUCCGCGUCGAUCGUUCCAUCGGCCCAGGUCGAUGAGGAUGAAAGACAUAAGCUACAAGCAUGGAAGGCUGCUGAUCUUCAAUCUCUGAGUCCGCAGGAGUUUUCUAAGAUGAUGCACGAGGUCCAUGAGCAAAUGGGUAUCUCUACUCAAGAUGGCGAUAAAAAGCCUACAUUCUCGAACCACGUUCUACAAAUCGAUAUCAGGGGCCCAGAGGAAAGCCACCUCAGUGUGAUCGAUGUGCCCGGUAUCUUCAAAAACACAGCAUCGGGUCGCACGACCAAGGAAGACAUUGCUUUGGUCAGGAACAUGGCCUUGGAAUACAUGAGAAAAAGCCGAUCGAUUAUGCUGGCUGUUGUCCCUGGAAACGUGGAUAUUGCAACUCAGGAGAUCAUUGAGCUGACACACGAUGAAGACCCGGAGGAACUGAGGACUUUGAAGAUCCUCACCAAGCCAGACCUUGUGGACAAAGGUGCGGAGCACAAGAUUGUGGAGCUCAUCAAUGAUGGAAAUGCGCAGGGUCAACUGGGCUGGAUCCUCGUGCGCAAUCUGAGCCAGCAGGAUAUGAAUGACGGAAAUGUGGAUCGCGACAACGCAGAAGCAGCCUUCCGUCAGAGCUUGCCUUGGAGCCAGGUGCCCUUGGAGAACUACGGCAUCAAAGCGUUGAAGGUCAGACUCCAGGAAUUGCUCACGGCGAAUGUGCGCCGCCAGUUCUCAAAGGUUCGUGACGAAAUCACAAAAAAGCUUCAGGAGACCAAGGAAGCUUUGGACUCCCUUGGUGAUCAACGUGAUACCCCAGAAAGGCAGAGAAGAAUUCUUUUGGAGAUGGCCGCGGCGUUCCAGGACAUCACCGUCCACGCAAUAACUACAAAUUACGGAGCGCACAAGAUUUUCGAUUCGGACGAGCAUACUCGCCUGGCAACCUUGAUCGCCACGAGGAACAGCGAGUUCUCGGCUGACGUCGCAGUUGCCGGUCACACAUAUGAUUUUGGCUCACCUUUCAAGGACAAGUUGCCGCACGUACUUCCGUACAAAGAAAACACGAAACAAUCCCGAAAGCAUAUCAGAGAUCUUGAGGACAAUGAUAUUCGGGAGAUUCUGGUUGAGUCUCAACCCGUCCAGCUUCCCCAUAAGUAUGGUAUUCUCCCUUGGGUCAAAGAGGUCUACGAAGGUGGACGAGGCUUUGAGAUUGGCACAUUCAACCACAACAUUCUCUCAACUUUGAUGAAGAAACAAACUGUCAACUGGCCCACCAUAGCUUGGGGCUACAUCAGCGACAUCAUUUCCUAUGUUCACCUGUUCAUCCAAACAGUUAUUCGCAAGAUUUGCAAGAACAGUCAGAUUUGUGCGAAUAUCCUUUCAAUGCUCAGGGAGGGUCUUUUGAAAAACUACUCCCGAGCGGUCUCGAUGGUUGACUUUCUGCUUGACAUUGAGCGAGAAGGAACUCUCGUGACUUUGAACCACUACUUGAAUGAUAACCUUGAAAAGUGUCGUCAAAAGCGACUCCUGGAGCAGGUGAGCCCAAAGUCUCUCGACGAUUGCAGUCACGGGAGAGUCGUGCGCUUGGCCGACGUUGCCACCCAACACCACAUGAGCAACGUGGACCACACAGUCCAAGAUAUCCAUGACAUCCUUGAGUCGUACUACAAAGUGGCUCGUAAGAGGUUCGUGGACAAUGUCUGCAUGCAAGCUGUCGAUCAUUACCUGAUCAGUGGCCCUGAGACACCCAUGAAACUGUUCUCUUCUACUUGGAUCAGCGAUCUCUCGAACGAGGAGCUGGAUGAUAUCGCUGGAGAAGACAUGGGUUCCAAGAGGAAGCGUCGACAGCUGAAGAAGAAAAUCAAGGACCUGGAGGCCGGAAAGAAGGUGGUGCUGGGAUGA